This is a messenger RNA of Fusarium coffeatum, 5208 nucleotides long. RefSeq lists its product as uncharacterized. The transcript has 6 exons. Bases 1 to 5208 code for a protein of 1735 amino acids. Gene Ontology annotation, molecular function: FAD binding. The record is from RefSeq and is a predicted model, not a curated record. NCBI's taxonomy places the organism in Eukaryota, Fungi, Ascomycota, Sordariomycetes, Hypocreales, Nectriaceae.
AUGUCGGGAGCUGAAGUUCUCUCUGGAAUCGGGAUCCUAUGCAACGCUAUGCAGAUAGUGACAUUUGGCAAAGACGCUCUCGAAGUCUACAGCCAUGUCCGUGAGAACGGAACCGCCGAUCCCAGGCUUGAGACAUUCCUCGCCGAUGCAUCGAUAAGCUAUCAGGAGAUGAGGAAGCAGCUUUCUGUAUCCGGUCCUUUGACAUUCGACCAGCAGGAAAUUGUCAGAAUUGCAGAGGGCGCGCACAAUGGCCUUGAGAAAUUCAGGACUUGCUUUGCGCAACUCUACGUCGACGAGGACUCGAGAAAGGGCAUCCGUGGGAGACUUAGGGUUGCUAGAAGCGGCUUCAAGACGUUAUUCCGUGCCAAAGAGCUGGAAGAUCUGGAAAAGAAUCUCAAAAGAUAUGAGCAGCUUUUCCAAACUCGGCUUAUACAAAGAGUUUGCAGCCAAGGAGAUGCUAUAGCGCUGCUCACCCAAGAGUAUUUUACAGAUCUGAAUAUCGCCCAGCAGUCCAUGGUCAAGAACAUCGCCGAAGGCCAUACCAAGACGUCUUUACUGGUUUCUCAGAAAGCAGUCGAGAUAAAAGAUCACGUUACAAACCAACACGGUGAAACUCGAACUACCAUGGAAAACUAUCUGUCCCUCGCGGAGAAUAACCUUCGCUCCCAUAUCACGGAGUCAACCUCUUUAGUUCAGCGAGAUAUGACGAGUCGACAUAAUACUGAAGAUGACAUGAAGAGAUACGAUCAACUCAUAGCAAGUCUGAGAUAUCCUGAGAUGAACAGUCGCAAGAAUCAAGUUGUUGAAAAUUUUCCAGAAACAUUUCAAUGGAUCUUUUCGAACAAGGGACCAUGGGCUGAAGAUACCUCUUCGUUAGAGAGCUACAGUUCUGAAACGGACACUACCGACAUGGCCUGGCAUAACAGUACAACGGCAACGACGAGCUCCUCGGAUAAUUCGACUGAGUUCACUAGGUGGCUUGGCUCCGAAUCUAAGAUGUUCUGGAUCUGUGGAAAGCCCGGAUCUGGGAAGAGUACUCUUAUGAAGUUCAUAGCUACCAACUCUGUAACAAAGGAGUAUCUGACCGCUUGGCGCUCCGGCGUUCAUAUUUUAACUCACUACUUCUGGAAGGCUGGUAACCCGAUGGAAAGAAGCCUCAAGGGGCUCCUUCUAUCGAUCACGCAUCAAAUACUUCUGGAUAGAAUUGCACUAGCCCAGCAGCUGUGGUGGGCUAUGCCUGAACUCCAUCAUAAGUGGUCCCACGGCGACUGGGACAUGCAGCAGCUGGAAGCUACCUUACUCUGGGUACUGGAAGCUGUCGGAGAGAAUUUCUUCCUCAUAAUCGAUGGACUGGAUGAAUCUGAGGAACUUGGCGCACAUCUCUAUACGACUCCCAGCAAUCAAAAUAUAUUUCACAAGUUAGCGAAGGAACCGAACGUCAAGACCUGUGUCUCUAGCCGGGAGGAGUACAUAUUUAACAAUCAUUUUGAGGGUAUUGAGACACUACAAAUCCACAAGCUUACCGAAUUCGAUAUUCGAAAGUUUGCCGAUCAUUAUCUCGAAGCAACCAAUUUCGCAAACCCAGGCGAUCGGGAGGAUAUUCUCAACCUUGUAGCCAAAAAGGCUGAUGGUGUCUUUCUAUGGGUGGUACUUGUGCUUAACAGCGUUAAUCGGGCUUUUCGUAUUGACUACGAAAGGGAAAGACUUAUUGAGCGGAUUGAGCACAUGCCAAGGGACCUUGUCAAUCUGUUUCGGGACAUGUGGGAACGAUCUGGUGAUGAUGGCGACGUGCCAAGCUACCGCGCCUGUGCCUCACGAUAUUUCAACUUAGCUCUGGCUUUCAAGCACAAUCCUGGUAAUAUUUCUAUCCUUCAUAUGACCUUGGCUUCAGAAGAUUGUAGCCUGGAAAGUAUCAUCAAUUCUGGUGGUACAUGGGACCUGGUUGAGGUGGCAAUGAUGUGUUCCAGAACAGAAAAGAAGCUUUCCCUGGUCUGUCAUGGUCUCCUUGAGGUUGUUGUUGAGACCUAUCUUGGGCUUCAUCCGCUGCCGACUCCCAUUCAACACUAUGGGGAAAUGAAGGUUAAAUUUGCGCACCGAUGUGUUAUUGACUUCCUUCGAGAUACGGAGGAUGGAUCUACUCUCCUCAAUGCAUGCGGAUGGCGUCAGGGUGAGGCCCUGGCCCGGUCAAUGGGGGUCGGUAUGGCCCUCGAGUGCUUAAUCUGCCCUGUAACUGAUACGCAACAUCACCUGUUAUUCUACGACCAAGUGCAUGGCAAGAAACGGUACCUCUAUCAAACUGAAUACCACAGCUAUGUUGAGGAAAUCCUCGAUUCUAUUACUACUCGUGCAAUUCUUGGGCCCUAUCGAGGUAUCCUCUUGCGAAACCUCUACGAGUGGUACGCAGCUGACUUUCUCUAUGAUCGCAGCUCAUGGAGAUCUUCUGGACAUUUUGUAUUUCUGGGGAACUCAUGGAAAGAUCAAUUUGUUGCUUCCAUGACCAAAGCAGCCGAUCUGUCUAUUAUGGAAAGACUAAUUGUAGCUCUUCCCAGAGAAGAGUUCUUAAAUGCUUUGCCUGCUAUCUUUCGUGGUCUAUCAGCACCUUCUCUUAAAUCAGCAAGUCUCCAGUAUAGCCACCAAUUUGACGAGGGCGAAGUUACUUACGAGUUAAAGCGAUCCCGUUUGACAAAACUGAUCCUCUCCCGCUUGUUGGGGCUGCAAGAAGAGGGUUCCAGUGGAGACAUCCCUCAAGAUAGUUUUUCUGGAGAAGCAAGGGAAGACUUGAGACGCCUUGUAUGCUCCUGGUUUCUUGCCUCGUUGGAUACUAGCCACUAUCAGCAACGCUAUCAUCAACGCUAUCAGCAACGCUAUGGCGCUGUUCAAAAGACAGACCUGGCAGUGUUAGAACUCAUCAAGCUCGCCUUACCUAGUCUUGAUGACUGGAAUCAGCCGGUCUUGCUCUGCUUGCGAUGUCACCGCGGCUUUGCUCGAGGCUUCAUGUACUGUACGACGAGAAAGUUUUCUGAUGACUUUUAUGUCGUCGUGAACCUUGCUACAGUCUACCAAAUAUUCCUGCGGUCGCUGCAGCGUGGUGCUGCAGCAUCGCACACUACACAACGAAUGCCAAGCAUGAAUGAGCAGAUCCCUGAUAUGCCGAAUGGUGCAGAACUAUCAUUACGCAUUGUGUUGAUCGCAGAUGGAACAAACUACUAUCGCAUCUAUAGUAAGAACCAAAGUAAAGGCUCAGAACUUCUCUUGGGCUCACUUCUCACUGGACGACUCCUAACGGAAGAAGAAGUAGCAAGUGUCAAACAACGAAAGGGAUGGCCAGUAUGCGGUGGCAAUAUGAACCUAUUGUCCUAUCUUAUCUCCGAGCUUUCUCACAUCCCAGGACUACCCAUGCAUCCAUGCUCCAUUCCCUAUCUUAUCAAAUACACUUCAUCAAUGGAAUCCGAGGAAGUCGAAGUCAUAAUCUGCGGCGGCGGUUCCGCUGGCCUCACAGCAGCAAUCUGGCUAGCCCGUUUCGAUAUCCCCUUCAAAAUCCUCGAAAAGCGACCCGGGCCACUCGCAAUCGGCCAGGCAGACGGUGUUCAAUGUCGCACCGUUGAGAUCUUUGAGAACUUAGGUAUCUCUACGCCGCUGUUGGAAGAAGCGUACCAUGUCAGGGAAGUAGCCUUUUGGUCGCCGAACGAGAGUAAUGGUAGCCUUCAGAGGAAGGAUUUGGCGUAUGAUACUGAGACGGGUUUGAGUCAUAUGCCUCAUGUUAUUUUGAAUCAGGCGAGGAUUAAUGAGUUGAUGUUGAAGGAGAUUAUUCAUUUGAGGAGAGGUGGGACCAGUGGGGUUUUGUACGAUUCGCAUGUUGAGAGUGUGAAAGUUGUGGAUGAUGGGAAUGACUACCCCGUUGAAGUCGUCACUACUCACAACGGCAAGUCACAUUCUUACCGAGCCAAGUACGCAAUAGGCUGUGAUGGCGCUCACAGCACAGUCCGCAAGUCCUUAGGCUUCAAAAUGGUCGGCGACUCGACCGACUCAGUCUGGGGCGUCAUGGACGUCUACCCAAUUACCAAAUUCCCCGAUAUUCGCAAAAAGGCCAUGCUAAUCAGCAAAAAUGACGGGAACCUCAUGAUCAUCCCUCGCGAAGGUGAUGAGCUUGUGCGCUUCUAUAUCGAGCUACCAAACACCACAGCUCGAGACGUCACAGAGCAAAGUCUCAUUGAGAAGGUCAAGAGGAUCUUUGCGCCUUAUACGAUCGACGUUGCGCAUACGGUAUGGUGGUCCGCUUAUGUCAUCGGACAACGACUGGCGGAUCAUUUCACAAAGGAUUAUCGUGUCUUUUUGACGGGUGAUGCUUGCCAUACGCACUCCCCUAAGGCUGGACAGGGUAUGAAUGUCAGUUUGCAAGACGGCUUUAAUAUUGGGUGGAAGAUGGCACAUGUCCUCAGCGGUCGAGCGCCGCCGUCAGUUCUGGAGACGUACGUCCUUGAACGACAGGACACAGCAGAGAAACUCAUUGAGUUCGACCGCUCAUGGAGCAAGUUGUUCUCAUCGGACUACCGGAAGCAGAACGGUAUCGCAGCUCAGGACUUCCGAGACAAGUUUGUUGAGGCUGGGCGGUAUACUGCCGGUAUGGCUACCCAGUACAAGCCCUCGGCUCUUACAUGCGUGGCAGACAGCGACGAGAGCAUUGCUUCGGGACUUACUGUGGGAAUGAGGUUUCCCAGUGCAUCACUAGUGAGGCUCUCGGAUGCAAAGCCUUUCCAUUUGAAUAGCGUUCUUCCUGCUGAUGGACGCUGGCAUAUCUUGGCCUUCUGCUCUGAAGCUGACACUAAAGAGCGUCUUCUUAAGGUCGCUUCAGAGCUCGAUAGUCUCAUAAACGUGUUUACCCCCGCCGGUAGGAACGCAGAUGAAGUCUUCCUCAACACUCUCGUUAUUAAAACGGAUCGAAGGAGCAUCGGGAUCGACCAACUACCGGAGGUCUUCUUCCCUAAGUCAGGUCCUUAUUCAUUGCGGAAUGUUCAUAGAAUCUUCGUUGACGACUCAAGCCCAUACAUGCUGGGCUGCGGUGAAGCCUUUUCUAUAUAUGGCGUCAACCCUGAGCAAGGCGCCAUUGUUGUUGUCAGACCCGAUCUUUAUGUCGCGCGUAUUCUUAAGCUAACAGAUGCAAAUGAGCUGUUGGCAUUCUUCAAAGGCUGUCUUACUGCUAAAGAAUGA